This is a messenger RNA of Kwoniella shivajii, 2835 nucleotides long. RefSeq lists its product as uncharacterized. The record is from RefSeq and is a predicted model, not a curated record. Gene Ontology annotation, cellular component: Sin3-type complex. Gene Ontology annotation, molecular function: histone deacetylase binding. The transcript has 8 exons. Lineage: Eukaryota; Fungi; Basidiomycota; Tremellomycetes; Tremellales; Cryptococcaceae. Gene Ontology annotation, biological process: negative regulation of transcription by RNA polymerase II. The coding region runs from base 1 to 2835 and encodes 944 amino acids.
AUGUCAUCAAUUUCUCCUCCUCCAGUAUUCCCACCAUACAUCCGGCCUCAAUCGUUACAAAGUAUCUUCAACAACCUGCCGUCUUCACCUGAAAGAGCUCCCGUCUCUCUUCCAGCCAGGAAAACCUCGUCACCACUCUCUUCGCCUUCCUCAAUACCUGGAACGGCCAUCGAUCCACCUGAACUCAAUCGAGAAGAGGAAGGGGCAGGCAGUGGAGAUGAAGGGGAAGAUGACCAAAGAAUAGAGACAGGCAAUAAUAACGAUAAUCAAGGUGAAGGAAGAAGUCCAGCUACAAGUUCAACUUUACCUCUAACAGAUGAUGAAGAUCAAGAUGAAGAAGAUGAAGAAAGUGAGCUGACAGAGGAGGAAGAAGAGGAAAAAGUAGAGAAUAAUGGUAAUAUCGGAAAAAUCAGACAACCUCUAUUAUUCCCAGAUUCGAGGUCAGAUAGAGGAGAUUCACAAGCUUCUACUGCAAGUUUAACCCCUCCACCAAGUGAUAAAUCUCCUUCUCCUUCUCCUUCACUUUCACCGUCACCCAUACAAUCAUCAAAGAUAUCACUCAGGAAUUCAUCAAAUUCAAGUCGUCCUAUAACUGAACUCCAACAGGGUAACAGCAAUAAUCACAUUGACGACGAAGAUGAUGACGAAGAAGAAGAAGAAGAAGAAGAAGAAGAAGAAAUAGAAGAAAUAGAAGGAGACAAUGACGAUGAAGAGGGGGACGGUGAUAUCACGAUGCGAGCCGAAGAUCCCAGUUCUCAUGUUGAAGAUGAAAAAGACAAUAAAGCAGAUCUCAUCAAGGAAAUAAGUGCAAAUGGCGAAGACGAAGAUGUGACAGAGGAGGCGGAUGCUGACAAAGAACUUCCAGCUGGAAAUCUCGAUGGAGCUGAGAUAAUUAUUGACGAAGAUGAAGUCGACGUUGAACAACCAGUAGAUAUUGAAAUUGAGGUUGAACCGGAGCAUGAAUCCGGAUUAGAGGGAGAGGGAGACGGAGAAGCUGAAGCUGAAGCAGAGGGUGAGGGUGAGGGCGAGGGUGAAGAACAGCAGAACGAAGAAGAUGACGGUGAAGGGGAUGAUCUUGAACCUGAAACAGCUGAUUCACCAGCUUAUCUCGCCGUUCCAAUGCACGGAAAAUCAUCGCAUUCUACCCAUGCUCCUCCCCCAACAACAGCAUGUAUGCGUUCUUUAGUAAUGCUUGAAUUGAAAUUCGCUGCUUUGAGAGAUAGAUUGUACAUCGAAAGAAUGGAAGAAGCUGCAGCUGAAGAAGAAAUGAUAUUGGAUGGUACCCAUCCCGCACUCCAAUAUCUAUACAAGACUCUUAGUGAUAGGAGGGAAAGACUACAUGAGGUCGCAUCUCGCAGGCAUCAACAAACGUUAGGAGAGUUGAAACGAGUGAGAGAAUCGGAAAAGCACUUGAUAUGGUCAUCUUGGACUGAGGAUCGGGAUAGAUUACACUGGGAUGAAUUUGAACAGACUUGGUCAAAGAGACGUAGAUUAGCAAGGGAGAAGAACGAAAUCGAGACUCCCCGUAUAGUCAAACCCGUCCCAAAGGUUGGACAACCGUCGACGAUAAGAGCGUUCGACUGGUCAGGAGGGGCAACACCAAGUCAGCUGAAUAGAGAUGAUGGGUAUCAGGAUUUAGCUUUGAUGGAUCAAAGUCGCCGCAUUCAGCAACCUUCACGGCAUGCUUCUCCAGCAGUUUUCGCAGCUCAAUACAACACGGCGGGACCUUCCUCUCAACCUGUCAAUGGAGGGAGCACGAUAUAUUCAUAUCCUCAAACGCAACAUACACAAGACCCACCUCAACUUCGACAAAUACCACAAGCGCAACCCCAACCUCGACCUCCGCUACAAACCAAUCCCCAUCCCACUUACCCCCCAGGCCGACCCAAUAAUACCAAUAAUUCCUCAUCUGCACAAACGAAAUCACAUCCACCUACACAACCAACUCAGACACAGGCGCAGCUGCAAUCGCAAUCACAGCAAAACCUGCAACGGCGCGAAGGGAGAACUGUCCCUACCACAUCCGAUUUCUUCAACGGUGGACCAAGACGAGAUCCAGCUUCAGGAUCAGCUUCUUCGUUACCUCAGAAGAUCAAGUCACCAGAAGAAGAACAACCUCUAAGUCCUCUGAAUUUGUGGAAUAGAUCUGUCAAUGGUAUACCGCCGAAAAGAGCAACCAGUUCGCCUAAAACACCGAGUUCAUUAGGUACCCCAACUGUAUCAAAUAACCCUCCUCCACAAAUGCACUCUGGAAUUUCUGCUCCUGGUCCUUCCUCAGGCUGGAAUGCGAAUUAUGGCAGAUCGAACUCAGCGGGUAAUGGAGAAACAAGCAAGAAACCUAGUAUAUCGGAUAUAUUCCCGAGGUCCAAUUCUGCAGGUUCUGGUUCAGCAACGGCACCUCCACAACCGGCCAGCAGCACAAGUGCCAGUGGUAUUGGCAGUCAACCUAGAAUGCACACUCUGAACGGUACAUCUCCUUCGCAAUUACAACAAGCGAGGGAUAGAUCAGAUUUCCCAUCUAGAUUCGCAAGUCUAGCUGAUUAUUUAGCGAGUUCGACUGCUCCUCCAGGUACGGGAUUAUUCGGCAUGGGAGGUUUGGGCAUGGGCAUGGGUAUGGGUAUGGGCAUGGGUAUGGGUUUAGGCGUAGGAAUGGGUGUUGGAAAGAAUCUACCUAGUCAGAACAAAGGUAGAUCACCUUUUGGGAAUGGAAAUCAAACUUCUUCAAGUCCAACGACCAAUACCAAUACCCCGAAUGCCAUGAACAAUACUGCGUCACCUAAUAAGGCGAAUGCACCGACGGCGGCUACGGCAGGAACAACAGAAAGUAGAUCGUAG